Messenger RNA from Cladophialophora bantiana CBS 173.52, 1179 nucleotides. RefSeq lists its product as uncharacterized. The record is from RefSeq and is a predicted model, not a curated record. The transcript has 3 exons. The coding region runs from base 1 to 1179 and encodes 392 amino acids. Lineage: Eukaryota; Fungi; Ascomycota; Eurotiomycetes; Chaetothyriales; Herpotrichiellaceae.
AUGGCCUACUCACGACGCUCGUCGGGCUCUGACCGUGAAUAUGUGUUGAUGCCGGUGCACAGUGUUGCAGGCAGCGAAUAUGGAGGACGAGGCCGUCGAGUCUACGAUCCACCCAUUGAGGUCAACAAUUUCCUCGAGGUGCCACAAAACCGCCCUCGUGCUUCUAGCCAAGGCGCAGGCGUGGCACCUACAAUUGUCAAUAUAGGUGCUGGUGCCCUCUCCGAGCGAGGUGAUCGUGACCGCGACCGCUCCCGCGACCGUGAUCAUAGUCGAAGUCGAAGCCGUCACCGCGAUUACCGUCACCACCGAUACCGAGACGGAUCUUCCAGUUCCAGUUACUCUAGCGACCGUUCAAGAUCACGACAUCGCCGUCCUAGCAAGAAGGAGAAAGAGCCAGAGCCAAAACCAAAGCCAAUCGAGGAAGACGAUCUACCUUACAAAUUCAGAAAAGAACUCGACUUCGCCCGCAUGUCACACCGAGAAGAGGAAGAGAAGAGGAUCCAAGAUCGGAUAAAGAGGGAUCGGGAGGAAGAAAGGAGACGAUGGAAACUAGAAGAGGAGGAAGAAGCCAUGCGCAAGAAGAAGGAAAGAGAAGCCAUCCUCUAUGAAGCCAAGUUGGAGGAUGAGCGGAAGAAGAAGGAGCAAGAGGAAUUGAGGAAGAAGAUUCUCCGGGACGAGGAGGAGCGUCAACAGAAGGAGAAGGAGAAGAAGAAGGCCGAGGAGGAGGAGUUUGAGAGGAAAGUCAAGGAGAAAUUCAUGAAUGCUGGUUACAGCCCAGAGUACAUUGACGAAGUGCUCCACAAGAAGAAAGCCGAGCGUGCAACGCUGGCUAUCGACCUCCACCGUCCGACCUACAUUAAAGUCAACCGCAAGUACCUCCUUCCAGACACGCUUGAUCAUUAUGGGUUGCCUUGGGAGUGGGAUCCGCGCGACGAAGAAUUUAUCAUCAUCAAGAAAUACAUCGACCACUCGCUGCAAGACGAAUUAUUCGAACACACGCGCAAGAUCAAGGAGAGGAAACUCAUCACUGGGCCGUACGUCAAGGAGACUAAGACGAUCACGACUCUCACGCCGAACGAGCACGGUUUUGUGAAGAAAGGAGACAGGAUGUAUGUGGUCCGGGAGAAGAGCAAGAGUCGCAGUCCCUCUGGGAAGAGGACGAGCUGGAUCUUUACCUGA